This is a messenger RNA of Fusarium keratoplasticum, 2145 nucleotides long. Its product is annotated as Zn(2)-C6 fungal-type domain-containing protein. The coding region runs from base 1 to 2145 and encodes 714 amino acids. Gene Ontology annotation, molecular function: zinc ion binding; RNA polymerase II cis-regulatory region sequence-specific DNA binding; DNA-binding transcription factor activity, RNA polymerase II-specific. Lineage: Eukaryota; Fungi; Ascomycota; Sordariomycetes; Hypocreales; Nectriaceae. Gene Ontology annotation, cellular component: nucleus. The record is from RefSeq and is a predicted model, not a curated record. Gene Ontology annotation, biological process: positive regulation of transcription from RNA polymerase II promoter by galactose; DNA-templated transcription. The transcript is spliced from 2 exons.
AUGAACACUGCCAUGCCCACGCGGAAAGUCAAAAGAAGCGAGCGUCGCCGGUGCGCAAAGGCCUGUGACAACUGCAAACGCCGCAAGGAACGCUGUGAUGGCUGCCACCCGUGCGGACGCUGUCGCAGUCGCCAUGUCUCCGAUGACUGCACAUUCACUUCUUCGCCGCGGCUUUCAAGCAUCAACCCGAUCAUCAGCAGACCGGAGGCUCUUCCCGAAGGCCAUGACAUCCCCGCUCAGGACAAUUUGUCUGGUUUGGGGUGGACAGCCAGCCACGAGGAGCCUUCUGCUGCAGCCCACUCAAGUAGCAGUCCUCUUUUGCACGGCUUCAACGGCCUCGACAUCACCCACAUCCCACAGGUAUCAAGGCUGAUCCAAGAUGACCAUGGAAAAGUCAUGUUCAUCGGUGAUUCCGCCAAUCUUGCCUUCCUACAAAUCAUCCGUCGCUUGGUCCGCGAGUCCCUAGGGCCCUGCCAAUUUGCAGAGGAUCCAUUGGGCCACCUCUUGAUUGAGACGACACCCCCCAACCAGUCAGACUGGAUCCUAGAGAUGGUGAGCCGGCCACCAACCACACCUGAGCCAGCCGACGCCCAGUAUCUCAUCACCUGGUAUUUACGCGCCACCAACUGUUUGCUCAAUCUAUAUGACGAACGGGAACUGUACCAAGUCUGGUCUCGAUGGAUACAAGCCAUAGAUGACGGACGGGAGCCAAAGGCAGUGAGCGCCAUCUUAUUCCUCAUAUUCGCCAUCGGAGCCCAGGCCUGUCCAGACGAUCGAGACGACGAUGCCGAGCGAUACUUCAACUACGGGCGAUUCUUGACUAUCUCGGGCAUCAUGGAAGAACCAGGUCUCUCGACUGUUCGGGCCAAUAUCCUCAUAACCAUGUACCUUCUGGCGGCCUCGCGGAGGAACGCAGCUUUUAUGUACUUGGGGACUGCGGUGCGUGCUGCUUACGCACUGGGUAUCCAUCGACGUGACAUCAACGCCCUUUUCGACCUGGCCGAUUAUACGGCACGCGAGAGGCUUUGGAAAGCCUUACGCACACUUGACUUGUUCAUGAGUGCGUCUCUUGGUCGCCCGCCCUCGACGCACGAGACACGAGAUACGUCUGCCAAGGCCAACUACUCUGCCAGCAAUGACCUAUGCGCCAUCUUCGAGGAGAUUCUCACCGAUGUAUACUCGAAGCGCAUGGUCUCUACGGAUAUCCUAGAGAGGAUAACCGAACACCACCGGCAAUGGACCAACAAAUUUCUUACAGGCUUGGCGGUUGAUGAUAUCCAACCGACUCAAUUUAUCGAGGUGGACGGAGGGAAGACGAUUCCCAACAUUGGCCUCUUUCACCUAAAAGAGGCUUACUACUGGACGAUAAUGCUCCUCGUGGCUGCAGACGAUCCACUCGAAGCUGAGAAUGGAGUAGCCGACUCUUCCUCCGACUUGGUUGUGACCCGCGCCUGCGUUGACUCCGCCAUCCGCACCGUAGACCUUCUUCGAGUGCUCCAGACGAGUGAGGAAGUUCCAAAACGGUUGCCAGUUGUGGUCAACUCGCUGUUCAUGGCAGCCUUGGUUAUUGGGUUAGCGCAGCUCGGCGACAUGAGCCGCCUGUUCCCCCUUGAGAAGAGCCUAUCAUGCGCAAGGGCAUUGCUCGCCAUUUUCGGCCGCCAUGAUGCUGUGGCGAGCAGGAACUUGGCCAUCGUCGAUAAUCUCCAGACAGCAUGCAGCCUGUAUCUCGAGAAGAUGGAAUCUCGCAGGAUGGAACGGCAGAGCAUCCUCGUUGGAGGGCUUUUCGGUGUUGUCCAUGAUGAUACAAAGACGGACUGCCCCGUCGCGGUAGAAAGGGAGGAGGCCCACGAGGAGCAGCAGGACUGUACCAGGCUACCCGAACUGGACCAUGCGUCCUUCAUAAACCCGGUAGGGUUGCCUAGUUGCAGUAACGGCAACUCUCUAUCGUCCAUCGGCUCCGGAACCGAGCCGAUGAUUGGCUUGAGCACCGAUCUCCAAGGCAUGGAUGAUCUGAUACUGCCCAUGUACCCGAGGACACUGAUGUUUGAGACAUUCGAUAAAGAUAUUCCUCUCUUCCCCACCGUAGAUGCGAGACACCCUGCAUGGGAUUUAGGGCAGGAAAAUGAAGGAGAACUUCUUAUUUAA